AAACCGGUCCAUAUCAGCAUAAAAUAGGAAAGACAGUGUGUCGAAAUAAAUAAGGCUGCUUGUUGCUGCGCUGCUUCGGCUCGAAAUCUACCCCGACAUGCCGCCCAUCGCGUACAUAACGAGGAAGGAAACCCUUAGCGCGUGCCACAGACUGCACAGCUUAACGCUCAGCGACGAGGAAAACAAGAGGAUUUUCAGCAAAUGUAACAACCCAAAUGGACACGGACACAACUACACAGUGGAAGUUAGCCUCAAAGGACCCAUAGACCCGGACAACGGCAUGGUGGCUAAUAUUGCUGAUUUGAAGAAGUACAUGCAGGUGGCCAUAAUGGACACGAUGGAUCACAAGAACCUGGACAAGGACGUGCCCUACUUCAAGGAUGUGGUCAGCACCACCGAGAACGUGGCCGUCUUCAUCUGGCAGGGCAUUAAGGCCCAGCUGCCCGAUCCCAGCAUGCUGUACGAAGUCAAGGUGUACGAGACGGACAAAAACAUCGUAAUUUACCGCGGAGAGUAAACCAGGCUGUUCUGCGUUCCAGCGGUGUAUUCUUAUUAUUGUUUUCGCUUCGUUGUCUUGCAUAAUGGGAAAUGCUUUUUAUCCGCUGUUAUCUCCCGAGAGAGAAAAGAGGACGAAUUUUCCUCCCAUUAAGAGUAAGACGGAUCACUUGUUUAUUUUCCAUUUAAGAGUCGCAUUUACGACCAAAGCAAACGGGGACUGCAAUUGAGAAUGUCGUUUUGUCAAGGCAAAUAAAAUUUUCCAGUUCAAAUCCCUC
Molecule: messenger RNA, 773 nt
Organism: Cloeon dipterum
Lineage: Eukaryota; Metazoa; Arthropoda; Insecta; Ephemeroptera; Baetidae
Gene: purple
Product: 6-pyruvoyl tetrahydrobiopterin synthase purple
Exons: 4
Coding region: 98-517 (139 amino acids)
Biological process (GO): tetrahydrobiopterin biosynthetic process
Cellular component (GO): mitochondrion
Molecular function (GO): 6-pyruvoyltetrahydropterin synthase activity
Source: RefSeq, a predicted model, not a curated record